GCUGCACAAAGCAGAGGAGGUAUUUAACCCCCUGCAGAGCCCCUUGAAACCUCUUCUGAGCUGUAGACCUCGACAGCUGAGAACACAGGCAGUGUUUUCCUUACCUUUUUGGCAGGGUAUCGCUUUCAGCUGACUCUGGCGGAGCCGCUAUGACCGAAACAACAGGUUACUCGGGGAACGGGCUUGUCCUUGUUAAAAACCCACACCUAGACUUGAUGGAGGAGGACGUCCUGUACCACUUGGACUUGGGAACGAAGACGCACAACCUGCCAGCAAUGUUUGGGGACAUAAAGUUCGUGUGCGUCGGCGGCAGCCCGAACAGGAUGAGGGCGUUUGCCCAGUUCAUGCGGCGGGAGCUGGGGCUGGCGGGCGCCGGGGAGGACGUGGCUGACAUCUGCGCGGGGUCGGACCGCUACGCCAUGUACCGGGCAGGGCCCGUGCUCUCCAUCAGCCAUGGAAUGGGCAUCCCUUCCAUUUCCAUUAUGCUUCAUGAGCUGAUCAAACUGCUGCACCACGCAAAAUGCCGGGACGUUACUAUUAUACGCAUCGGUACUUCUGGGGGCUUAGGGAUCGAGGCUGGGUCUGUUGUGAUCACCGACACGGCCGUGGACUCCUCCUUCCAGCCACGUUUUGAGCAGGUGGUGCUGGACGACGUGGUGGUGCGGAGCACCGAGCUGGACAAGGGCCUUGCGGAGGAGCUGCUCGCCUGCAGCAGGGACCUUCCUGACUUCCCCACGCUCAUUGGCCAUACCAUGUGCACCUACGACUUCUACGAAGGUCAGGGGAGAUUAGAUGGUGCAUUAUGCUCUUUUUCAAGUGAAAAAAAGUUGGCGUACUUAAGGAGGGCUUAUGAGGCCGGUGUGAGGAAUAUUGAGAUGGAGUCCACUGCUUUCGCCGCCCUGUGUGGCCUGUGUGGCCUCAAAGCCGCCGUGGUGUGCGUGGCGCUCCUGGACCGGCUGGAGGGGGACCAGAUCCGGGCGUCCCACGAGGUGCUGUGGGAGUACCAGCAGCGGCCGCAGCGCCUGAUCGCCGCCUUCAUCCGCAAGCGCCUGGGGCUGCCCCCGCACGGGCUGAGGCCGCGGCAGCAGCGCAGGGCCCGGCACACGCGGCCCGCUCCGGGAACGGCGAGCUGCGGCCCGGGCCGGAGCCAGCGCUCACCGCGGGGCCGAGCGGCCCGGGCCGGAGCCAGCGCUCACCGCGGGGCCGAGCGGCCCGGGCCGGAGCCAGCGCUCACCGCGGGGCCGAGCGGCCCGGGCCGGAGCCAGCGCUCACCGCGGGGCCGAGCGGCCCGGGCCGGAGCCAGCGCUCACCGCGGGGCCGAGCGGCCGCCCCGGCGCGGCUGGCACCGCGCUCACACCGUCUGCGCUGACAGCCGGCUCGGGCUGCGGGACGCAGCUGCACCUUCCUCACUCCCGGCUCCGGCCGCCGAAAAGGACUGUCCUGUUCGGGCCACUCCUGCCCACAGCGAUCUUCCUGGAAGGACAGCCCUUUGCUUUGGGCAUGAAGACAAAACCUAAGUAAAUAAUAUGAAAAUUAAUCCACAUUUUGACCAUUAUUGUUACUGCUGUCACAAAGGCCGUUCAUAUUUUCAUUCCUACAGUAUUUAAAGAUGCCACAAAGAGGCACAUGCCAGAGUUUGAGUACAAGAGGGACACCACAGCACCCAGCCGUGGUCAGCUGAGGACCUGACCUUCAAGCACUGGCUGACAUUAAAGACACUUUUCUCACUACCAAAACUCACAAAUAAGUAACUUCAUUUUCACAGAGAUAUUCUCAUCAAGCUUUAUAAAAAUUUGAUUGAGAGUGAACUGCCCAUGCUUCAUUCCUGGCAUAAAGACAGCUGAGCUCUGAACUGCCACUCCUCCCAGCCAAACACACAAAGCAGGGCUGCAAGAGGUGCAGGUUGAGAAGCCCAUUUAUCAUUACAUUUUUGUAAUUACUAUUUUCAUGUAUGUAACCUGGAAAAUUUAUCUUUUUUUGUUUAGGUGUAGAAAGAUUGAUCAUGACAGCCACUGUCAUUAUAAGCAUUUCCAUUUCCUGAAGGGUUCUGAUCAGUCGUGACCAAUUCUAAGGUGCGGAUUAUGAAGUAGGGUGAAACAUCCACCUCCUUCCCACAGGAGCAGGAAAGAGGUGCCUGGCCAGGCUGGGGAACAGCCAAGGGGUCCGCAGAGCUCUCCUGGCAUUGUAGUGCUGUGUGAAACACCCUUUUACUGACCUGCAUGUUCUCCAGGCUCCACUGUUUUGUGAAACCUCCCCAAAAUCCUCAUUCUGGCCUCACGGUAUCACUAAAGGCCCCAACUUACGGUUGCACUGAGGUAGCCCAGGCUUCUAUAGACUUCUACUCAGUCUCCACUCUUGGACAUUACAGACAUGAAAACAACCACAAGUCUCAGCCUAAAAAAAAUCUGUGCCCACUAUUUCAAAACCAAUGUCUGUUCCCUUUAAACUUUCUUUCUCAUUAACGUCUCGGUAUUUAUAAAAUAUGGCAACUAUAAUCUCAAUUCCACUGGUGCAAAUUUUUUUACCUUGUAGAUCUGCUUUUAAAGGCAAGGGGAAAAAAAAAUCAACUGCCUAGGUCUGGGAUGAUGCCUUUCUGGGAAUUGUCUCACAGCCAGUCUGUUCCCCACAGCAGAGCACUGCUGGUCUCGCCGCAGGAAUAUCCAGGGAAUAUCCCCACAGGAACAGACGGCUGUGAGGUGGCCAAGUGUGUUUUAAAAAUAACGAGUUACCCCAAAGGAGAUACCAAAAUAAAAAGCACAAAUAUACACAGAAUUGUAAUUUUAGCACAAGCACACCAAGGCUGAGUCCAGAAGACAUCACUCCCCCGGCUCAGGGCAGGCUCUGCAGCGUUUCCCCACUGAACUCAGCUGCAGCUCUGGGAUUAUGCUGCUCCUGGGCUGACCCUGUCUGUCACACCAGAAAAUAAAGAAAUAAAGACCCCAUCUCUAUUUAUAAUUUAUAUUGAAAAACUAAUCUGCAAUAUUAAAUUGAAUGAAUGGUUUGCAGUAAAUAUGAUGCAGCAAGUUGCCUUCUAAAUAUAGACAAAGGUUUAAGUUUUAUCUUAUCAUAAUCAAGGAAUAUUAGAAACAUUCAUGGCAAUGAAGAUUCUAUAACUAAAAAAAUCAAAUUCUCAAGAAACCUGGAAAGAAAAUUGUGGGAUUUAUUCAUGUAACAUAAUAAAAUCUAAAGUAUCUG
Motacilla alba alba is the source of this 3195-nucleotide messenger RNA. RefSeq names its product uridine phosphorylase 2 (gene UPP2). The record is from RefSeq and is a predicted model, not a curated record. The coding region runs from base 150 to 1517 and encodes 455 amino acids. The transcript has 7 exons. Lineage: Eukaryota; Metazoa; Chordata; Aves; Passeriformes; Motacillidae. Gene Ontology annotation, biological process: nucleotide catabolic process; uridine catabolic process. Gene Ontology annotation, cellular component: cytoplasm; cytosol. Gene Ontology annotation, molecular function: uridine phosphorylase activity.